Messenger RNA from Arabidopsis arenosa, 1790 nucleotides. Lineage: Eukaryota; Viridiplantae; Streptophyta; Magnoliopsida; Brassicales; Brassicaceae. The record is from the annotation of a GenBank genome assembly.
AUUUGAACCAUUUCUUCUUUAAUUUCUUUCUCUUUUUGUUAAGUCGUCCUAAAGAAGUUUCUCCAACCUGAUCGAUUCUGUGAUGGAUACAACAAAUUUGGCUAUAUUUAUGAAGUGUAUCUUGAAAAUUGAUAAUGGCCACUGAAAAGAACACUCUGGAUUCUGAGGCUACUUUUGCACAAACAGUACCAGCUCCAGAUUCUACAACAAAGAAACAGGAUGAGUCUCCUCCAACAGAUGACACAAAUCGUACCAUUACAGUGUCCAGUACCUCGUCGGUUACUGUCACUCCCACUGCAUGUGCUAAUGGAUCUGAUGUAGUCUCUUCUCAGCCAGAUAACAAUGGCCAGGCACAUGCUGCAGAUUUUCUAAAGGGAAGUUACCGUGACAAAAACAGCUCAUAUGUCUAUUCUGAUUCGACUUUGCGUGGAGAUCGAGCAAAAAGAAACAAUUGUUGGUCUCAAACUUCUUUUUCGGCUCCUAAGCCUUCUGGAAAUUUCAAUGGUGCUGGUAGACUUCCUCCCAAUACACAAGCACAUGCAUUCAGACCACCAUUUAAGGGAAAGGAAGCCGCAGGACACUACUUACAAUUCUCCAAUCAAAAGACAAGCUGUCCCCCAUAUUCUGGUUACAUUAAUGGAAACCCAAAUAAUGGUUUCUGGGAUCAAAGAGAGCAUAAUAAGAAACCUGAGAGAAAUGGUGAAUCUGACUACUUGGUUGAAUUGAAAUGUGGUCCGAGAGCCAAUGCAAAGACUCGUCCUACUUCUGAGUCAUCAUCACUCAAGCAAAACAAUUCGUUUGCCUUGGCUCUUCGUAGAGAGAUGUAUAACCUCCCAGACUUUCAGACUGACUAUGAGGAUGCCAAAUUUUUCGUAAUAAAGUCCUACAGCGAAGAUGAUGUUCACAAGAGUAUAAAAUAUUCGGUAUGGUCAAGCACUAUCAACGGAAACAAGAAACUCGAUGCAGCUUUCCGUGAUGCUGAAACAAAAACACUCGAGGAUGGCAAGAAACGUCCAAUAUUUCUCUUCUUUUCGGUGAAUGCGAGUAGACAAUUUGUGGGAUUAGCUGAGAUGGUUGGAUAUGUGGACUUCAACAAGGAUUUAGAUUUCUGGCAGGUUGAUAAGUGGAGUGGCUUUUUCCCGGUUGAAUGGCAUGUGGUUAAAGAUAUCCCUAACUGGGAACUACGCCAUAUCAUCCUCGACAACAAUGAGGACAAGCCAGUUACUCAUACGAGGGAUACUCACGAGAUCAAACUCAAAGAAGGUCUCCAAAUGCUUUCCAUAUUCAAGAAGUACUCUGCGGUAACAUAUUUGUUAGACGACAUGGACUUCUACGAAGAGCGAGAGAAGUCUCUUCGAAUGAAGAAGGAGCAUAAACCAGCCACUCUUCGCAUGGAUCUCUUUAAAGAGAAAGACUAUGAUUAUGAGAUGGAAGGAAACAGGAGAAUGAAUCAUCAAGAAAGAGGAUAUAAUUGGAACAGAAGUAGCAGUAGCAAAACACAAGAAUCUCUUGUCAAUCGAACCAAGAAUCUCUCGAUAAGAGGCUACUCUGCUUCCAAGAGGAACACUGGCAAUUCAACAUAAGAUGACAUGCUUCAAUCUUUAGUUCGUCGUCUUCUAUAUUUUAUUCAUUCUUGAAUUGUUUUAGUUAGUUCAGGAAUCAUUAGGUUCUUUUUUCUCUUUCUUUGUUAGGGCGUUUGGUUUGGUUUGUAUUUCAUAUUCAGAUGUCUUUAAGCCUACGGGUUCAGUUUCACGAUCUCAAUAAUAGUAUAAUACAAUAAUCAGUUUUCA